AUGAGCGGAAGACGUGCGCGUGGAGCUACCGAGCAGGAGCGAGUCUCCUGGCUCCCAGGACCUCAGAAGCCACGUGGGAGCCCCACACUGAAGCCCGCCCGGACCGGCUUCAUUCCAACUUCGCAGCUGCGUGCAGCCACGGCAGACACGCUCCUGGAGCACAUGUGCCGCCUGGGUAUCGACUUCCCGCCCAUCACGGCCCGCAACACGGGCGUCAUCUGUACCCUCGGCCCUGCCUCCCGAUCGGUGGAGACACCGCAGGAGACGAUGAAGUCUGGAAUGAAUGUGGCGCGCGUGCACCUCUCCCUCAGAACUUGCGGGUACCAAGUCGAGACCAUCACGGCCCUGGGAAUCUUUGCCUCCAACCCCAUCCUCUACCUGCCCGGCGCGGUGGCUCUGAACACCAAAGGCUCCGAAGGGAGGCAGCACCGUGGAGGCAGAGCUGAAGGGAGCCACGUGAAGAUCACGCUGGAUAAGAACACUGCGGACGGACUGCAAGCACACGUGCCAGGUGGGGGACGGGGUAGCAAGGUCUGGGUGGCUGAUGGCCUCCUCUCUCUGCCGGCGAAGCAGAAAGGUCCUUAUAUCUUGGAGACCGAGGUAGAGAGUGGUGGCUUCUUGGGCAGCAAGAAGGGCGUGAAGCUUCCCCUGGCUGCUGUGCACCUGCCUGCCCUGUCAGGAGAGGGCAUCCAGGAUCUGAAGGCUGGGGAGGAGCAGGAUCUGGACAGGGUGUUUGCCUCUUUCACCCACAGGGCGGACGACGGCCGUGAAGUUGGGAAGAUCCUGGGAGAGAGAGGGCAGAACACCAAGCUCAUCAGCAAAAUUGAGACGCACGAGGGAAUGAGCAGGUUUCACAAGACCCUGGAGGCCGGCGACGGGACUGCGGUGGCUCCCAGUGACGCUGGCAUUGAGAUUCCUGCAGAGAAGGUCUUCUUUGCCCUGACGAUGAUGAUCGGGCAAUGCAGCCGUGCUGGGAAGCCUGGCAUCUGUGCCACGCAGACACUAGAGAGCAGGAUCAGGAAGCUACGCCCCGCCAGUGCCGAGGGCAGCCAUGUGGCCAACACGGUCCAGGACGGAGCAGACCACAUCAUGGUCUCUGGAGAAAUGGCCAACGGUGUCCACCCCCUGGAGGCUGUCCAUGCAGCACUGGAUGGCCGGGGCUGCAGAGGCUGCGACCCCAUGGGCACCGGGGAGGCCUCCUUCAAGUGCCGCAGUGGAGCCAUAAUCGUGCUGACCAAGUCUGGCAGGUCUGCUCCCCAAGGGGCCAGAUACCACCCUCGUGCCCCCAUCAUUGCGACAUGGAAUCACCAGACAGCUCACCAGGCCCACCUGUACCGUGGUAUCUUCCCGCUGGCAUGUAAGGACCUGGUCCAAGAGGCCUGAGCUGAGGAUGUCAGCCUCUGGGUGAACUUGGCCAUGAAUGUUGGCAAGGUGCAUUCCCCCUCCUCCCACUUCUUUAAGAAGGGAGAUGUAGUUAUUGUGAUCACAGGUUGGAGGGAGCCUGGGAGCCAGAGUCUCCGCUUAAAGGAGAAACACUGUGGGGAGAUUACAAUUUACAUCACACUGGGAGCAUAUGGGAAUUUACGCCUUAUCCAUAGAGGAAGCAGCGGAAGUGGGUCAGCAAGUGGAUUCCAUGGACAAGAGAAGCAAGAGACGGUGGAAGAAAUGACAGCUUUAGCUGAGCCACAGGAGGCUAAUCGGCUUCAGAAGGGGAGUAAGAGAAGGUCGGAGAAGUGGGAAAACGUCCAGAUGAAGAAUUUGGAAAUGAUGGUAUAUAACAGGCAUCACUGUGGUUUCAUGAGAACCAGACUGCCACUGAAAGCAAGUUUGGGGAAGGCUAACCUGGCGUGGAGACAAGGAUUACAGUGGAAGAGUCUGGAAGCAAGUAACCCAAUUAGGACAGCGUUGAGAGAUCCCAGGUGUGAGGCGAGUAGUGCCCCGCUGAAGUUCCAGAUACAAAACGUGUUAUUCAAAUUCAUUAGCAUCAUGAUGCAGUUUCGAUAA
This is a messenger RNA of Lepus europaeus (European hare), 2004 nucleotides long. RefSeq names its product pyruvate kinase PKM-like. Gene Ontology annotation, biological process: cellular response to insulin stimulus; glycolytic process. NCBI's taxonomy places the organism in Eukaryota, Metazoa, Chordata, Mammalia, Lagomorpha, Leporidae. Gene Ontology annotation, cellular component: cytoplasm. The record is from RefSeq and is a predicted model, not a curated record. Gene Ontology annotation, molecular function: potassium ion binding; pyruvate kinase activity; magnesium ion binding.